Oryza brachyantha (malo sina) is the source of this 654-nucleotide messenger RNA. Its product is annotated as non-specific lipid-transfer protein 1-like. Gene Ontology annotation, molecular function: lipid binding. The record is from RefSeq and is a predicted model, not a curated record. The coding region runs from base 59 to 454 and encodes 131 amino acids. NCBI's taxonomy places the organism in Eukaryota, Viridiplantae, Streptophyta, Magnoliopsida, Poales, Poaceae. Gene Ontology annotation, cellular component: membrane. The transcript is spliced from 2 exons. Gene Ontology annotation, biological process: lipid transport.
CCCGCCGGCCGAGCGCUGCGCUCGAGCACUGCACCCACACGGCCACACGCAACGUACGAUGGUGGCGAGCAUCGGUAGUCGCCGCGGGGGCGGCGCCGGCAUCAAUGGCGUGGCGGCCGUAGGGAUCGUGCUGUCUGUGGCCGCCGCCGUGGUCGCGGCGGCGGCGGCGGCGCCGACGUGCGGCGACGCGGUGAGCGCGCUGGUGCCGUGCGGGCCGUUCCUGGUGGGCGGCGGCGGGGCGCGGCGGCCGAGCGAGCGGUGCUGCAGCAGCGCGAGGGCGCUGCGCGGGAUGGCGGACACCGCGGAGGCGCGGCGCGCGCUGUGCAGGUGCCUGGAGCAGUCGGGCCCGUCGUUCGGCGUGCUCCCCGACCGCGCCCGGCGGCUCCCGGCGCUCUGCAAGCUCGGCCUCUCCAUCCCCGUCGGCGCCCACACCGACUGCAGCAAGAUAACCUAAAAGUGGCCACGACGAGGCUGUCAGCCUGGCGGCGUAUGUGCGUCGGCGAUCAAAAUAAUUCACGGUGUUGCGCCGGAGCAGAGCGAUUUGGCUUUUGCGCGUGGUGUAAUCUGAAGCCAUCAUCCAUGCAUGAAUAAGUACUGUAGUAGAUUUGCAUGUAAUAAUUCUUGCGCUAAUAUAAUCACUCGCUCGCAUGUUCA